AUGACUGUCGAAUAUCCUCAAGCCAAUGGAGCCUCGCAACCUAGUCGCUUUUCAGGCUACGAUCAUUUACGAUUUACUGUAACGAAUGCAAAGCAAGCGGCAUCGUAUUAUUGUACUCGCUUUGGUUUCAAGCAUGUUGCCUACUGUGGUCUUGAAACAGGUAGUCGUGAUAUGGCAGCACAUGUGGUACGCUGUGGCAACGCUACACUUGUUUUUGAAUGUCCCCUUCAGCCGGGCGCGACACCAGAAUACGUUCAAGACAUUAUCAAGCGCGGUGACGGAGUGAAAGAUGUGGCUUUUACUGUCAAUGAUUGCCGUAAAGUCUACGAACAAGCAAUUGCUCGUGGCGCUAAAUCAAUUCGGGCACCUGAAGUACUGGAAGAUGAAAAUGGACGAGUUGUCAUCUCCACUAUUGCUACGUAUGGUGAUGUGUAUCACACGCUUGUUGAGCGCCACAAAUAUAGAGGGGUUUUCCUGCCAGGAUAUCAAGAUCCUGCAACCUCCUUACGCUAUGUUGAUCCCCUCGAUGAUAUAUUACCACCAGUGCCGUUAGGCUACAUUGAUCACGUGGUUGGCAGUCAGCCUGAAAACAUGAUGCUCGAUGCCACUGAUUAUUACGAAAAAGUUCUUGGUUUCCAUCGCUUUUGGUCUGUUGAUGACAAGGAUAUUUGUACGGAAUAUAGUGCGAUGCGAUCUAUUGUCAUGACGGAUCCAUCGCAAAAGAUCAUGGUUCCGAUCAACGAGCCAGCAUCAGGCAAAAAGAAAUCAUCCAUUCAAGAAUUUGUCGAUUUUUACGGUGGAGCAGGCGUGCAGCAUAUCGCUAUCCAUACCAAUGAUAUCAUUUCUGCUGUCAGCAAUUUGCGCAAACGUGGAUGUGGGUUCUUGCGUGUGCCGGAUACUUACUAUACAGCAUUACGUACAGCCAUAGCCAAGCACAACAAGACGGCUAACCAACCCAUCGAUGAGGACUUGGAUGCUCUGCAAAAACAGAAUAUUUUGAUUGAUUAUGAUGAAAAUGGCUACCUUAUGCAAAUCUUUACCCGACCGGUAGAGGACCGUCCCACCUUAUUCUUUGAGGUCAUUCAGCGCCGGAAUUUUGAUGGCUUUGGUGCCGGUAACUUUAAGAGCUUGUUUGAAGCACUGGAAAAGGAGCAAGCAUCGCGAGGUAACCUGACCAAUAUGGUUGUGGCAGACGAACCUAUGAAUACGGCCGCUUAA
This is a messenger RNA of Zychaea mexicana, 1218 nucleotides long. RefSeq names its product 4-hydroxyphenylpyruvate dioxygenase. The transcript has 5 exons. Gene Ontology annotation, biological process: L-tyrosine catabolic process. Lineage: Eukaryota; Fungi; Mucoromycota; Mucoromycetes; Mucorales; Lichtheimiaceae. The record is from RefSeq and is a predicted model, not a curated record. Bases 1 to 1218 code for a protein of 405 amino acids. Gene Ontology annotation, molecular function: 4-hydroxyphenylpyruvate dioxygenase activity.